Pyrgilauda ruficollis (rufous-necked snowfinch) is the source of this 3083-nucleotide messenger RNA. It is a transcript of the gene GRIK2, whose product is annotated as glutamate ionotropic receptor kainate type subunit 2. The transcript has 16 exons. Gene Ontology annotation, biological process: synaptic transmission, glutamatergic; monoatomic ion transport; modulation of chemical synaptic transmission. Gene Ontology annotation, molecular function: transmitter-gated monoatomic ion channel activity involved in regulation of postsynaptic membrane potential; kainate selective glutamate receptor activity. Bases 82 to 2808 code for a protein of 908 amino acids. The record is from RefSeq and is a predicted model, not a curated record. Gene Ontology annotation, cellular component: plasma membrane; kainate selective glutamate receptor complex; postsynaptic membrane. NCBI's taxonomy places the organism in Eukaryota, Metazoa, Chordata, Aves, Passeriformes, Passeridae.
GUAUCCUCAUUCUCACCCUACCGGGAAACCUGACGGCUUAGAAGGGGGAAGUAAGGCAGCGCGUGUGUGCAUAGAAACAUCAUGAAGAUUAUUUCCCAUAUUGUAACUAAUUCAGUCUUCAGAUGCACCAUUAGACUCCUUCUUUGCUUACUGUGGAUUGGAUAUUCUCAAGGAACCACACAUGUAUUAAGAUUUGGAGGCAUUUUUGAGUGUGUGGAAUCUGGUCCAAUGGGAGCAGAAGAAUUAGCCUUCAGAUUUGCUGUGAACACAAUCAACAGAAACAGAACUCUUCUGCCAAACACCACAUUAACAUAUGACACACAAAAGAUAAAUCUCUAUGACAGUUUUGAAGCAUCCAAAAAAGCCUGCGAUCAGCUGUCCCUUGGGGUGGCAGCCAUCUUUGGACCAUCCCACAGCUCCUCAGCUAAUGCCGUGCAAUCCAUCUGCAACGCCUUGGGAGUUCCACACAUCCAGACCCGCUGGAAGCAUCAGGUGUCAGACAACAAGGACUCCUUCUAUGUCAGCCUCUAUCCGGAUUUCUCUUCACUCAGCCGUGCCAUCCUUGACCUUGUGCAGUUCUUCAAGUGGAAAACAGUUACUGUUGUUUACGAUGACAGCACUGGUCUCAUUCGAUUACAAGAGCUCAUCAAGGCUCCAUCACGAUACAACCUAAGACUAAAAAUCCGUCAGUUACCGGCAGACACAAAAGAUGCAAAGCCAUUGCUAAAGGAGAUGAAAAGAGGCAAAGAAUUCCAUGUAAUCUUUGACUGUAGCCAUGAAAUGGCAGCAGGCAUCUUGAAACAGGCUUUAGCUAUGGGGAUGAUGACAGAAUACUAUCACUAUAUCUUUACCACACUGGACCUGUUUGCCUUGGAUGUGGAACCCUAUCGGUACAGUGGUGUAAAUAUGACUGGAUUCAGAAUUCUAAACACAGAAAACACCCAGGUGUCAUCUAUCAUUGAGAAGUGGUCUAUGGAGCGCUUGCAAGCACCACCAAAGCCUGAUUCAGGUUUGCUGGAUGGAUUUAUGACGACGGACGCAGCGCUGAUGUACGACGCGGUGCACGUGGUGUCGGUGGCGGUCCAGCAGUUCCCACAGAUGACCGUCAGCUCGCUGCAGUGCAACCGCCACAAGCCAUGGCGCUUUGGGACACGCUUCAUGAGCCUCAUCAAGGAGGCCCACUGGGAAGGCCUCACAGGCAGGAUAACUUUCAACAAAACAAAUGGCUUAAGGACAGAUUUUGAUUUGGAUGUCAUCAGCCUCAAGGAAGAAGGUCUUGAAAAGGUUGGAACUUGGGAUCCAUUGAGCGGCCUUAACAUGACAGAGAAUCAGAAAGGAAAACCAGCAAACAUCACAGAUUCCCUGUCCAAUCGCUCUUUAAUUGUCACGACCAUCUUGGAGGAGCCGUAUGUUAUGUUCAAGAAGUCUGACAAACCCUUGUAUGGAAAUGAUCGUUUUGAAGGUUAUUGCAUUGACCUUCUCAGGGAGCUGUCUACUAUCCUUGGAUUUUCCUAUGAGAUUAGGCUGGUGGAAGAUGGAAAAUAUGGAGCCCAAGAAGAUGCCAGCGGACAGUGGAAUGGAAUGGUUCGUGAAUUAAUUGAUCAUAAAGCUGACCUUGCCGUUGCACCAUUGGCAAUUACCUAUGUUCGUGAGAAGGUCAUCGACUUUUCCAAGCCCUUUAUGACUCUUGGAAUAAGUAUUUUGUACCGCAAGCCCAAUGGUACAAACCCGGGCGUCUUCUCCUUCCUGAAUCCUCUCUCCCCUGAUAUCUGGAUGUAUAUUCUGCUGGCUUACUUGGGUGUCAGUUGUGUGCUCUUUGUCAUAGCCAGGUUUAGCCCCUAUGAGUGGUAUAAUCCACAUCCUUGCAACCCUGAUUCAGACGUUGUGGAAAACAAUUUUACCUUACUAAAUAGUUUCUGGUUUGGAGUUGGAGCUCUCAUGCAGCAAGGUUCUGAGCUCAUGCCUAAAGCCCUCUCCACCAGGAUAGUGGGAGGCAUUUGGUGGUUUUUCACACUUAUCAUCAUUUCUUCGUACACUGCUAACCUAGCCGCCUUUCUGACAGUGGAACGUAUGGAGUCCCCUAUUGAUUCUGCUGACGACCUGGCCAAGCAGACAAAGAUAGAGUAUGGGGCAGUUGAAGAUGGAGCAACCAUGACUUUUUUCAAGAAAUCCAAAAUCUCCACUUAUGACAAGAUGUGGGCCUUCAUGAGCAGCAGAAGGCAGUCAGUACUUGUCAAAAGUAAUGAAGAAGGCAUCCAACGCGUGCUUACCUCUGAUUACGCAUUUCUAAUGGAGUCGACAACCAUUGAGUUUGUCACACAGAGGAACUGUAACCUAACACAGAUUGGAGGCCUGAUAGACUCCAAAGGUUAUGGCGUUGGAACUCCCAUGGGUUCUCCAUAUAGAGAUAAGAUCACUAUAGCAAUUCUUCAGCUGCAGGAAGAAGGCAAGCUCCACAUGAUGAAAGAGAAGUGGUGGAGAGGCAAUGGUUGCCCAGAAGAGGAAAGUAAAGAGGCCAGUGCUUUGGGAGUUCAGAAUAUUGGAGGAAUCUUCAUCGUGCUGGCAGCAGGAUUGGUGCUUUCUGUCUUUGUGGCAGUUGGGGAGUUUUUGUAUAAAUCAAAAAAAAAUGCCCAGUUGGAAAAGAGGUCCUUCUGUAGUGCCAUGGUAGAGGAGCUAAGGAUGUCUCUGAAGUGUCAGCGUCGAUUAAAACACAAGCCACAGGCCCCUGUUAUUGUGAAAACAGAAGAAGUUAUCAACAUGCACACAUUUAACGACAGAAGGUUGCCAGGCAAAGAAACCAUGGCAUAGAGCUGGGAAGCCAAAUAACCCAAGCACAAACUGUCGUCUUUUUUCCAAACAACCUUGCGAGAAUGUUUCCUGUGGAAAUAUGCAAGAAGUGCAAAAUAAAAUGAGUUACCUCAUGCCGCUGUGUCUAUGAACUAGAGACUCUGUGAUCUCAGCAGUUGCAAUGGCCAGACUCGAAUCACAAGCAUCAUGGAUCAACCAAGUUAUGCAGGGUUACACUGUUUGUCAUGGGUUUUCACCAUUCUGAAUGAAUGAAUGUUCCAUGUGAGUUUUGUGGC